CGUUGCGAUUGUUGUGGAUUACGCAACGCCGCGUGGGGAGGAGUAUUCAGUUCCUGCAGCUCUUCACACCACGCUGGACCCACGGCAGCCAAUAUUGUGCAUCGCUCCUUCAUUAAAAUACCUCUGUUCUGAAAGGGAUCAUCAUGUCUAAAGGCACGGUGGUUCUGGCCUACAGCGGCGGACUGGACACAUCCUGUAUCCUGGUGUGGCUCAAGGAGCAGGGCUACGAUGUCAUCACAUUCUUGGCCAACAUCGGACAAGAUGAAGACUUUGAAGCUGCACAGAAGAAGGCAGAAAGCCUUGGUGCAAAGAAGGUUUUCAUUGAAGACCUCCGUACAGAGUUUGUGGAGGAGUUCAUCUGGCCUGCAGUUCAGGCCAAUGCAGUCUAUGAAGACCGGUACCUGCUGGGAACUUCUAUAGCAAGGCCCUGCAUUGCUCGUCGUCAAGUUGAGAUUGCACAGAGGGAGGGUGCCCAGUUUGUCUCCCAUGGUGCCACUGGAAAGGGAAAUGACCAGAUACGAUUUGAGCUGACAUGUUAUGCUCUGUACCCUGAGGUCAAGAUCAUUGCACCAUGGCGGAUCCCUGAGUUUUACACUCGCUUCAAGGGAAGAAAAGACCUAAUGGAAUAUGCACAGAAACAUGGUAUUCCAGUGCCUGUAACUCCACGAGCACCCUGGAGCAUGGAUGCCAAUCUCAUGCACAUAAGCUAUGAGUCUGGCAUUCUGGAAAAUCCCAAGAGUCAUGCUCCAGCUGACCUUUACCUGAUGACCAAAAACCCAGAAGAUUCUUCAAAUGUCCCAGAUGUGCUCGAGAUCGAGUUCAGAAAUGGAGUACCUGUCAAGGUGACCAAUGAGAAGGAAGGCAAAACCAAAGACAAGCCACUGGAAAUAUUUUCAUAUCUCAACGAUAUAGGAGGAAAGCACGGAGUUGGACGAAUUGAUAUUGUAGAGAACCGCUUCAUUGGCAUGAAGUCACGAGGGAUCUAUGAAACUCCUGGAGGAACAAUCCUGCUGAAGGCCCAUUUGGACAUUGAGGCAUUCACCAUGGACAAAGAAGUGCGAAGAAUUAAACAGGGACUUGGUAUCAAAUUCUCUGAGUUUGUCUACAAUGGUUUCUGGUACAGUCCAGAGUGUGAUUUUGUGAGGGACUGCAUAGCCAAGUCCCAGGAGAAUGUGGAGGGCAAAGUCCAGCUAUCUGUCUUCAAGGGUCAUGUCUACAUCCUGGGACGAGAGUCUCCCAAAUCUCUGUACAACGAGGAGCUGGUCAGCAUGGACGUGCAGGGAGACUAUGACCCAUGUGAUGCCUCUGGAUUCAUCAGGAUAAACGCCGUUAGGUUGAGGGAGCAUCACCGUCUGCAGGGUGUCGCCGGCAAAAAGCAGUGAUUGCUGCAGAAUUGUUUUCUUCACUCUUCUCUCCAAUAUGUCUUAACCACUGAUAGGCUUAAACUUUGUACCUGUAUUGUUUACCUUUUGCCUUAUUGUCUAGUCUAGUGUCAUUUGUAUUAGCAUCAGGGUAUAAACACAGCAAGCACAACAGCCUCACAGUUUUGAACCUUUUAACAGGUGGAGAGAAGAAGAAAUACAUAGAAGAUGGGUAGCAUCAUGACAGCAGUGUUGUUUGAAUCAAGUUACUAGAUCAUUUAAAAAGUGAUUUCUGAAGUUUUACUGUCAAAGUAGGAAUAAAUAGGUCAAUAGAAGAAAGAAGCUAUGAAAAUAAAAGGAGUGAAAUGCU
Cololabis saira (Pacific saury) is the source of this 1731-nucleotide messenger RNA. RefSeq names its product argininosuccinate synthase 1 (gene ass1). NCBI's taxonomy places the organism in Eukaryota, Metazoa, Chordata, Actinopteri, Beloniformes, Belonidae. Gene Ontology annotation, molecular function: argininosuccinate synthase activity; ATP binding. Gene Ontology annotation, biological process: urea cycle; L-arginine biosynthetic process. Gene Ontology annotation, cellular component: cytoplasm. The record is from RefSeq and is a predicted model, not a curated record. The coding region runs from base 144 to 1382 and encodes 412 amino acids. The transcript is spliced from 15 exons.